AUGGUAAGCAUUCCUCCUUAUUCUGAUCCGGGCCUAGCUGCAGCCUAUAAGGUUUCUGAAGAUAUUGAAUUAUAUAUACGGAUUAAUAAAGCUCAGCGUGAGCAGCCUGCUGACUGUACCUAUCGCCUGGUGCAGCUGGAAGCCCAGGAGCGCGGUAUGUGUUUUGACCCCUUUAUCGUCGGGCUGGCUAGCUAUAUGAAUUAUGGCCUUCCAGUUAACUGUCUAUAUUAUGCGUUUCGGCUGUAUAACCCGAAGGUUACCUACGAGGGCUCCUUUGACCGGAUUUCUAAGUGA
Molecule: messenger RNA, 294 nt
Organism: Clonostachys byssicola
Lineage: Eukaryota; Fungi; Ascomycota; Sordariomycetes; Hypocreales; Bionectriaceae
Source: the annotation of a GenBank genome assembly